Messenger RNA from Toxorhynchites rutilus septentrionalis, 1602 nucleotides. RefSeq names its product V-type proton ATPase subunit d 1 (gene VhaAC39-1). Bases 141 to 1187 code for a protein of 348 amino acids. Lineage: Eukaryota; Metazoa; Arthropoda; Insecta; Diptera; Culicidae. Gene Ontology annotation, cellular component: plasma membrane proton-transporting V-type ATPase complex; early endosome; lysosomal membrane. The record is from RefSeq and is a predicted model, not a curated record. Gene Ontology annotation, biological process: proton transmembrane transport; vacuolar transport; vacuolar acidification. Gene Ontology annotation, molecular function: proton-transporting ATPase activity, rotational mechanism. The transcript is spliced from 3 exons.
UGACACUUUUCAGAGAAGAGGAAAAUCUCCCCAGUGUAGGCUCGAAGUCGUCGUCCAAAUAGUUUGUUCCGUCGAAAACCACUGUAAUUAUCCCAGCUAUCGCAAUAAGGUAAAAAGGUAAACCCUGAAAAUAAGAGAUAAUGCCGGGAUACAUGUUCAAUAUUGACGGUGGCUAUCUGGAGGGCCUCUGCCGUGGUUUCAAGUGCGGGAUACUCAAGCAGGCGGACUAUCUGAAUUUGGUCCAGUGCGAAACGCUCGAAGAUUUAAAGUUGCAUCUCCAGGGCACCGAUUAUGGUCAAUUCCUGGCCAACGAGCCUUCACCACUGGCUGUUUCGGUAAUCGAUGAUAAGCUGCGCGAGAAGUUGGUUAUUGAGUUCCAGCAUAUGCGCAAUCAUGCCGUGGAACCGCUCUCCACAUUUCUGGAUUUUAUCACGUACAGUUACAUGAUUGAUAAUAUAAUUCUGCUGAUUACCGGAACGCUACAUCAGCGCCCCAUUUCGGAGCUGAUUCCGAAAUGUCACCCACUGGGAAGUUUCGAGCAGAUGGAAGCAAUUCACGUUGCCGCCACACCGGCAGAGCUGUACAACGCUGUGCUGGUCGACACUCCGUUGGCUCCUUUCUUCGUCGAUUGCAUCUCUGAACAGGAUUUGGAUGAGAUGAACAUUGAGAUCAUCCGUAAUACGCUAUACAAGGCGUACCUGGAGGCGUUCUACGAGUUUUGCAAGAAGAUCGGUGGCACAACCGCUGAUGUUAUGUGUGAAAUUUUGGCGUUCGAAGCAGAUCGUCGUGCCAUUAUCAUAACCAUCAAUUCAUUCGGUACCGAGCUGUCCAAGGACGAUCGUGCCAAGCUGUAUCCCCGCUGCGGUCGCAUGCACCCCGAUGGGUUGGCUGCUUUGGCUCGUGCCGAUGACUACGAGCAAGUGAAGGCGGUGGCCGAAUACUAUGCCGAGUAUGCUGCCCUGUUUGAUGGAUCUGGCAACAAUCCAGGCGACAAGACGCUGGAGGACAAGUUCUACGAGCAUGAGGUCAAACUGAAUGUGUACGCAUUUAUGCAGCAGUUCCACUUCGGUGUUUUCUACUCGUACCUAAAACUGAAGGAGCAAGAGUGUCGCAAUAUUGUCUGGAUAGCGGAAUGCGUUGCCCAGAAGCAUCGCGCCAAAAUUGACAACUAUAUCCCAAUCUUCUAAGGCGUAUAUUUCAACACAUCAAAUAGUUGUGCAUCUUCAAGCGAAACGAGAAUAAACUUUAGAAACAUUCCUCACAUUCGCAGAUCAUCCGCCAGAACAAAACAAAAGAAGCUUAAAUUAAUGAAUGUGUUUUCUCCAACAGUAAAAAGUGUUAUUGGUACAUUUUCAAUUCUAUCGUGUAAGAUAAUUUCCACUACAUUGUUCCGCCGAAGCCAGCAGUGAAAUCCGUUUCUGUUAUGUUGUUUAUGUUUGUAUCAGAAUAAAACAUAUUUUUCCCCAAAGGUGAACAGUAUGAUUUGUGUAAUAUGUAUUGUUAAUAUAUAAUUCUUGGACACAAAAUAUAACAUUUAUUAUAUAAUAUACCAACUUAAUAUAAACAUUAAACGAUGAAAAAUAAAUUGUAGAUACCUAUGCA